Molecule: messenger RNA, 7367 nt
Organism: Zerene cesonia (dogface butterfly)
Lineage: Eukaryota; Metazoa; Arthropoda; Insecta; Lepidoptera; Pieridae
Gene: Remo
Product: adhesion G protein-coupled receptor A3
Exons: 9
Coding region: 1-4884 (1627 amino acids)
Biological process (GO): G protein-coupled receptor signaling pathway; cell surface receptor signaling pathway
Cellular component (GO): plasma membrane
Molecular function (GO): G protein-coupled receptor activity; protein binding
Source: RefSeq, a predicted model, not a curated record
AUGGUUUGGUUUUCGUUAAUUUUAUGGUUUUUAAUCGUGGAAAGGUCCUUUGGAUUUUGUCCAUCGUUAUGUUCGUGCAAAGGCAUUAAAUCGGGUGACGGUGCGACAGAGCAGGUCCCGAGCGAGAUAAGAUGUGGAGGUAACCCUGGCCAAUUGACGGAGCUCAAAGAAAUUGACUUGAGCAAACUUUGGAUGGUUAUUGUAAGCUUAAACUUAUCUGGAAAUGCGAUUUCAACUUUGUCAAGGGACCUUCACUUACCAAAAUUACAAAAGCUAGAUCUAAGCAGAAAUCAAAUAAACUUAAUAGAAUCAGAUGCCUUCUACAACAUGACUUCACUGAAAAGACUGGAUUUAUCGCAUAAUCAAAUAAGUAAUGUUUAUAAAGAGAUGUUCAAAGGGCUGGUUAAUUUGGAGAGGUUAAAUUUGUCUCGUAAUCACAUCUCGGCCCUUGGAAGUGGGACAUUUGAUUAUUUGAUUGGCCUGAAACAACUUGACAUCACAGAAAAUCCUCUAAUAUGCAACUGUGAUCUACUCUGGUUGGGUGACUGGUCAAGAAACACUAGUGUCAAGUUAUUUGGUGGACCAAAGUGUGCAUAUCCGGAGAACAUGGUCGACAAGCCAGUACGAAAACUGAGGAUUUUCUUAGAUCUCUCAGCGUGCGGUAGUAUUUUGCCCGCAAAUAGUUUGAUUGUGAAACCGUCACACGAUCAAGUGGUGUUCGAAGGGGAUACACUGAGUUUAACUUGUAAUGCCCCUUUUGCUUCAGUAGUAGCAAAGUAUGAAUUGAAUUGGGUGCAUUCAAUGCAAGAAUGCUGCGGUGAUGUAAACAUUACAAGUACGGACAUGCAAGAGGAGGGCUUGGCUGAGACAACAGUGUAUUUCCCUUGCAUAUCCAACCACCAUGCAGGAAAUUGGACCUGCUCAUACUGCGAUCAGAAUCACAUUAAACACAAUUAUACAGUGCAAAUAAUAGUUUUAUCGAACUUUACGCAAUACUGUCCGACGGAUAAUACGGUCGGGAAUAAGGGAUUGUAUUCGUGGCCACAGUUAUUACUUAACCGUACUGCAUCUGUGCCUUGUAGGAGCGGUGAGGGCAGGGCUUAUAGGCAUUGCUUCGGGAAUGCAACUUGGGGUCAAGCGAAUACAACGGAAUGUUCAUACAUCAGCAAUAUAACAAAGUUAUUGCAACAGUUUGCGUUACUUAAUGUGAGUUUAGUUCAGUAUUCAGCUAUAAAUGCAACAGAGAGAUUGGCUAUGUUGAUUGAAGAGAAGACGUAUCCGUUGGCCGAAAUAUCGGAUGCCGAUGAUGUUAUGUUUAUUGCGGAUGCAGUUAGAAACUACAUGCAAUAUAUUGCUGAGGAGAAAGAUUUAGGCUCAGCAUUACUAGAAGUAGUGGAAGCUUCAAUGAACAUAUCAACAUCGGUCAUGACUCGGGCGGAAAUAAUCCAUGGAUCUUGUACGAACCUUGUGCGAGCUGCUGAGAAAAUAUCUGCAUAUACUGCUAAUGUACAAGGGCAUAAGCAAAAGCUGGCGAUCGAGCGUUUCCCAGCGCGCGAGGGUUUCAGCGGUGUGACGUGCGUAUGGUACAGCGCCGAGCGGAGCGGGCGCGGCGCGAAGCGAAGCGAGAGCGAGCGGCGGCUGCACUGCUCGACCACCAACAGGACUGUGGCGCCGCUGUUGACUGUCACCGACGCUUUUAUAUAUGCCAGUGUGCAAAUCCCACAAUCUCUUCUCUACAGUACGUCAGACUCCGGUUUGCUUCUACAAAGCAAGCCGCAGGAACUAGUAGUAUCGUUCUAUGAAGAUGCAUCACUGUUCCCGCUAUUACCAGAAGUAGAUGAGGGACCAAUAAGAGGACAUCGCUCGAAGGAUUACUACGGGAGGAGUACGAAACGAGAGGAUAUGAAUAUGGAGAUCACUUCUCCGGUGGUGGGAUUUCAACUUGACGACGUAUCGAUGCACGGCUCGCUCCUGGAGCCGAUAAUAGUGACGGUGCGCGCGGGCGGCGGCGCGGGGGACGCGCGCGCCGCGCUCUGGGACCGCGCCGCGCGCCGCUGGACCGACAACACCUCGGAUUGUCGAGUGUCGCACGUGGUGUCUGAAAUGAUUAUAAUAAGUUGCACUCGACUGGCGUACGUGGGCCUCUUGCAAAACGUCGAAACGGGCAUAUACGGGGCGAGAACGGACGGCGCGCGGUUCAAAGUGUCCCAUCCCGCCGUGUACGUCGGGAGCCUUAUUCUUAUAGGAUGCGUUAGUUGCGCGACUCUCACGUACAUCAUGUGCUAUCCCGCUAUACAAAUGGCGAAGAAGACCAAGCACGCCCUAAUCAAUACAUGGAUAGCUAUCGGAUUGCUAUGUUUUCUGUACACCCUGGGCAUUUACCAAACGGAGGACAUCAAGCUCUGCCAGAUAUUAGGUCUUCUGAUACACUAUUUGUCGCUGUGUUGUUUACUAUGGAUGUGUGUGUCAGCGAGUAAUAUGUAUAAAUGGGUGACGAAAACUCACAGUCCGGUUAGGUCGCCCGAAGAUGAGAUUCCACCGGAUAUACCGAUUCAGAAACCAAUAUUGGGCCUGUAUUUAGUCGGGUGGGGGAUAGCUUUGAUUGUGUGCGGGAUUUCUGGAGCUGUCAACUUGAAGGAUUACGCGGGCUAUUCUCAGUGCUUUUUGAGCACAGCACCAGCUCUGAGCGCCUUGUUCAUACCAGGCGCGAUUCUGCUUAUGUUCUUGACGAUUCUGUUUCUGCUGAUACGGUGUACGAUACGCAGCAUGAACGUACAACUGUCCGAGGGCACUCAGGCAACGGAAAACGUGGACUUAGAGAUGUGGGAGCCAAAUCAGGCCAAUGACGCUGAGAGGCGCAGUAUUAAAUCCGCUGCCGAUUCAGAAAUAGAUGACGUAGAACAUACACCGAUAAUACAGUUGCGUGCGCAAGUGAUCGUGCUGUGUCUAUAUAUGUCUGUGUGGACUUGCGGCGCUGUGGCCGUGUACAGACCGCUACCGGCUUACUUGCCCUACCAAGAAGAUAUAUGUAGCAUUGUAUACGCGGUCUGCGCUACAAUAUUGGGCACUUUUAUUUUGUUCUUUUAUGGAAUAGCGCGUAGUGACGUCAGAGCGCAAUGGUCACUGAUGCACUGUUAUCUGCAAUCGAGCAAACAGUGCUGCAGGAAUCGAAGUGUGUUCGACGCGAAUCACAGAAAUUUGCCGAAUCAAACGUCCACUGCACCCGUAUCGCAGAUACCAGGCGAUAAUAGAUCGAGAUCCGGUAGUAGAAGUUCAAAUAGAACUAAUACGAAAACAAAUAAUAGUGGGACAUAUAAAGCAGGAGCUGAAUUAAACGGACAAACAUUGCAAAAAGAUCUACAGAAAAAUAUCCACGGAAAGACGCCCAAUAUCAAUCUCGUGGUGUUGCAUAGGCAACAAUACAGAUCGAAUAAUUCUAUGAUGACUUAUCCAGACAGCAGUAAUUUCAUACCGGAAAUGUUCUAUAAUCCGAACCAAAUUAAUGUUGCGAAGAAAUUCUUCAAGAAACAAAGGCAAAGUAUGAAAAGAAACUGCUUAGAACUGCCCUUACGAAGAGAUUGUGACGAUGAAUCUAAUAUAUCGUUACCAUUGCCAUCCAAAGAAGCAUAUAACGGUAUUGCGAAUAUGAUGAAGUCUGGUACGAAAGUAAACAAUACGAACUUGCACGUAGAUAAAACAAAUAAUGGUAUGAAGGAAUCCCGGAACGCAGUAAAUCCAAACUUAUUAGAGGACGAAUCUAAGGACUUUAAGAGUUAUUCCACAGUUAAGAAGUCGUGGAACAGAAAUGACGAUCCCAAGCCUGGAAGGGAUCAAAUAAUGAACAUAUACACUAAUGUUCCUGAGACGCAAGUGCCACAACAUCAAGUGGUUAAAGCAAAUGUACAGAAACCAUUAAACGGACAGAGGAACAGCGUGUCGGAAGAAUGUCUGCAAAGUCAUGCCAGUGAGCAGCCUGAAAUGCGCACAAUUUCCCAACAAUGUAGCCUCGAAUAUAGUUCUGCUUCCGAAAUGGCCAUGCCUCAUACAUGUUCCGAUCAAACUAUCAAUACACAUUCGGAAAUGACUUCGCUACAAGAAACGCACAGUGCCUUAUGUUCUACUAACGAAAUCACUGACACGGAAAGUUUCGGACAAUACAUUGACUACUUACAGCCAAACAAGAAUCAAGAAAAUAAAGACGGAAUUGACAAAUCCUUGCAAGAUAUAUCUGAAGAGUGUACCAUGAACAGUGACGAUAUAAAUCGAUCCAGUACCCCCCAGGAUGUCGUAUGUUUGGGAGAGAUGGAUAACUUAUUGCAAAACCCGGAGGAUAUAGACGGUUCCAAAGAGAAACUUGACGGCGGCAAAGAGGAGUAUUUCAUGGCGAAAACGACAUACGAUUUCGAGACUUGCAGUACCAAUGCGAGCGAACAAGGCUUUGAAAACGAAAGCGACAUAUAUUGUCCGAAUUACCAAGUCUCAGAAGUUAGCAUACGAAGUCACGGCCUAUACGCCCCUUCGCCGUCUUCGAUGUGUCCAAAUGAAAUAAGCUUCAGCAACGAAGAUGUGUCCACGAUAGAGAGUCAAUACGUGAACUACGAUCCGGGGUGGCGGAAAACGAUAAAAAACAAUCCGAAGUUAGGAAAAUACGUUCCAACACCGGCGCUGAGUUGUCCUGAAGUGAAUUGCGACAGUCCAGUGUCGUUUUCCAGUGAUUUGGACGAACUGUACACGCAAAUAACGAGUAGGGAUAAGGAGAGGAUACCUCGCAAGGAGCAGUUGGAUGUGACCGUGAACAGUGACGUGACUCUCAAACCUGACAGUGACAGUUGUGUGAGCGAGGCCGUGUCGGAUGUAGAGAGGAAAGGGGAAACUACUGUGUAGUUGAAAUCUAAUAUCAUUUUGGUUUGUAGUGUUCUGCAUGCUCUUGCGAAAAGAACUCUGUUGUAGUUACGGAGAAUUGUGCUUGUAAAUAUCAAUUUUUUUUGGGUUUUACUUAACACAAAUAACAUGUACGACUAUAUCGUAGUUUUGUGUCAAAGAUAUACUAAAAUGUUUACCACUCAGGUGACAGUUGAAAUAGAACGUUACCAAGUUCGGCCGAGCACAUUGUGACAGCUAUUUAUUUUAUUUUAUAGUUGUAUAGGCAUUUCAUUGAAAACAUUUAUUUACGGAUUGAAAUCAUCACUGCCAAUUAAUUACUAACAUAGAGCUAAGACUUUUGGAAUGUUUUUUUUUUAUUCUUUUAACGUAACUGACGAAAUGAUUGUACAUUUUCUGUGCCAUUUGUUUUAAGUUUGUAUAAAGUAGUGUUAAGUUGUAAUUUAUGUACAUUUAUUUAUUUUUUAAGCCUUUUAUAAAUUUGAAGUUGUUGGAAACUUAUAAGAGGUUGACGCAAUUCAUAUAAUCAUUUGGUUGUAUAAAUUGUUUAAAAACUCAUCAAACAUGCGAAAAAGAACCGAGACAUGAAAUAAAAGGCACUGGAAUUUUCUUUCAAAUAUUCCAUACCAUCUCUCGCAACACGUACUUGUCACAGAAUAAUUGAAAAUAUUAUAAAUUAGAUGGCAGCUGAUUGUGUAAAAAUAGAACGAUAUUAUAGUCCGCGACACUAAGAGUCCCAUAGGUAUAUGAAAAGUUAUAGAUCGGCCAAGUUGUGUUGAACCCCUGGUUCUAAUGAAACGUAAUUGCAUUGAAAUACUGUUAUAUAUGAGUGCAGGUUCAUUAUGAGGUCAAUUCAUAGUUCAGAAACCACCAUUACUGGACAAUAGGUCCUAAAUAUAUGAUAGAAGAACUCAAUACUUACGCAAAAUUGUAAACACCGUUAGAUCUCGCGGACUAGCUGCGAAAUUAUGAGUUAUUAUUGUUGGCCACAUGCAACAUGCACCUGCGGACGUUUAAGAAAAAUAAUUCUGGGCGUAAUACUUAACUGUGACGUAUCAUUAUAGUCCAAUGAAAAGCAAUGCGUUAAAUUGCAAGCAAUUGAAUGACAAUUUGUCGACAGAUUACGGUAAUGUAAUAAUCUAACGGUUUUUAUGUAACCUUGAUACAUAAUAGAGUAAUUGUUCUGUAUCAUAUCGUUACUCUUGCGUAAGAUCAAUACAUAGUAUAAAACAAAGUCGCUUUCCGCCUUCUGUCUUUGUGUAUACUUAUGUCGUUAAAAUUACUCAUUAGAAUUUGAUGGUUUUUUUUUUUAUAUAGAUAGAGUGAUUCAAGAGGAUAUAUGUAUAAUAACAUUGAAUUUAAUAACUUUAGCUAUUUUCGUGUCGCGGACUCUAGUAGAAAUUUUAUUUUAAAGUUGCAAAUUGACACUAUUAGCUGCACAGAUAAUGUAAGAUAAAUUAAAUCGAGUAAAAAUAGAUAAUUUUGUACAGUAAAAAUCUUUGUAUUAGAUAUUAUAUCGGAUUGUUUCGGCUUAUUGUCGCUGUGAAAAUUAUAAUAUUAGUGUUAAUACGGAUCGAUGUGCCAAAUUUAUCGGAUUGUUGGUGAUUUUAUGCCUUUUGGGUGUUAGAAAUUUGACUGAUUUUUAUCUUCGCCUUACUUCUAGUCUUUUUGACGGUUUAUUUUUAUGAUUGUAUACACUUAACUGGAAUAAAUUUUCUUUCGUUAUGACAUCGUUCGGUUUUAUAGAUUUCGUAAUAACUUGUAUUAUACACACUGGUCUUCCAAUGCAUGAAAUUCAUACGGUUUCUUUGCGUUCUGGCCGUAUUUAGAGGCCCAUAAUAAAUCUUUUUCUGAUCUCAUUUAUUCAUGUUUUGUCGAUUGUCAUCAAACAAUUCGUGUUAAGACAAAUAAUGGUAUAAAUAUGUAAUAUCAAUGUUUUACGUUAUCGAAGUAAUAUGUAGAUUGUAUAGUGUUUUAUAACAUGUAUGUAGUAGAAAUUUAAUUAUUUCAGGCAUUUUGGCUCUGUGGCGGUUAAAUGAUUUUAUGAAUAUGUUGCUAUUAUUCGAUUAUUGUGGAUUAUUUUUAGAAAAAUAUUUAAAUUGCAUGUUAUGUACUUUUAGUCUACAUGAAGAAUAAUAUGUAAAAGAUUCAAUAUUGGUUGUUGGAAGGUUAAUGUAUAGUAUCAUAGUUAUGGCAACAUUCAAUACUCACAGUAAAAAAUUGUUAAAAGAAUAAUCUAUCUAUAAUGUAUGAAAGUCAUCUACAUUAUGAUUGAUUAACCCAUAAAACACUUGUUCAAGUUGUUAACAUCAUACAGUUAUAUUUAACCGUCAUAAAGUUAACUGUCUGAUUAUAUAACGUGCAGUUAAAUGCACAUAAUAUACACAACUGUUUUGAUAAAUAUUACCGAUUUGUGAAUAUAAUAUAUGAAUAGAAAAUUUAUAAACGGUUAGCUUUUUGUGGGCAUAUUGCAUAAUAAAAAGCAU